GUCUUCGGAUGGGUGGGACGCAAAACCGCCUUAAACACACUCCACGAUCACUUCAAUAGUGAGUGCGUGUCUGCAGGAUAUCAAAUCUGAAGAUGCUUCUCCUAACCCUCUUUUUGUAUUUUUGUCCGAUUUAUCAAUGUCAGUCUGAGGAUACGGAGUUUUUAGAGGAUGGAGACUUUGAGGAUUAUAUGAUUUCUGACAUGGAUUCAAACGCAGCUCCUGUCAGGAUUCCGCGGCAGGUGAAAAUGAUGCUAACCAAGGAAACGAAACCUCACAUUCAGGAGUUGUCAGUCCAGACCACUAUCAUUUCCAGCUAUGCUUUCACCGCGGUGUCCUGCAGCAUGUUGAACAGACACUCGGCAGCCGCUCAGGGGGUCUUUCAGUUUCACAUCCCCACUGCAGCAUACAUCUCCAACUUCACCAUGAUUGUGGGAGGACGAGUCUUUCCAAGCCAGGUGAAGGCGAAAGAGAAGAAGGUAAAAAAGGAAGGUGGAGAAAACAAUGGAAAGAAAAAGGACACACCAGAACAGAGUGAGGGUGAGAUGGAAGUGUUUCGAAUGGAGGUCACUAUUCCUGGACGCAACCGUGCUGUUUUCCUCCUGACCUACGAAGAGCUGCUGCAGAGGCGAUUGGGUCGUUAUGAGCAUGUGACCAGCAUUCGGCCAAUGCAACUGGUCAGCAGACUCAGCGUGGGUGUGACUAUUGUGGAGCAUUCCCGUAUCACUUACCUUGAUGUCUUACCCCUACAAAAUGGCAAAAAAACAUCUUCCAAUGGCAAUGGGAAAGCAGAUGCAGGUCCACCAGUUUCUACAGUAGUCAAACAAAACCAAACCUUCUGCAAGAUCAGCUUCACUCCCAACAUCGCUCAACAAGCCAAGAUCGCCACAAAUGGCAUGCUGGGAGAAUUUGUGGUGCACUAUGAUGUAGAAAGAGAAACUGGCAUUGGUGAUAUACAGGUGCAAGAUGGACAUUUCGUACAUUAUUUCGCCCCCAGAGACCUCCCAGUUGUACCUAAGAAUGUAGUAUUUGUGAUUGAUACCAGCGCCUCCAUGCUUGGAACCAAAAUGAAACAGACCAAACAAGCUCUCUUCACCAUCAUAAAUGAGCUGCGGCCCAACGAUAACUUCAACUUCGUCACUUUUUCCAAUCGCCUCCGCGUGUGGCAGCCGGGCAAACUGGUGCCCGUCACACCCUUCAGUAUACGAGACGCCAAGAAGUUCAUCUACAUGAUCUCAGUGACUGGAGGCACUGACAUCAAUGGUGGCAUACAGACAGGCUCUGCUCUGCUCAGUGAUUACCUGUCCAGCAAAGAGGAAUCUCAUCAUCACAGCGUGUCGCUCAUCAUCUUCCUGACCGACGGCAGGCCCACAGUCGGUGUGCUUCAGAGUCCUACCAUCAUCAGCAACACCAAAGCUGCGGUGCAGGAGAAGUUUUGCCUCUUCACCAUCGGGAUGGGUGAUGAUGUGGACUACAGGCUGCUAGAGAGGAUGUCCCUGGACAACUGCGGGACCAUGAGGAGAAUCCCGGAGGAUGCAGAUGCCACCCUCAUGCUCAAAGGCUUCUACGAUGAAAUUGGCACUCCGCUGUUAUCUGACAUCCGUGUGGAGUACUCUGAGGAUGCUGUUGAAUACAUCACCCAAAACCUCUUCACAAACUACUUCAACGGUUCUGAGCUCAUCGUGGCUGGAAAACUGACCAAUCGCAGCUCAGAUUCGCUACAUGUUCAGGUCACGGCUAGCAACAGUGAUCGAAGCAUCGUAAUGGAGAAAGACGUGUCGAUACAAGAGUGUGAACAAGAAACUGAACGGCGGCUAGCAGAAGCUGAAGCGGGUUCGAAAUCGGAUGGUUAUGUGGAGCGACUGUGGGGAUUUCUGAGCGUUAAAGACGGGCUAAAAGGACGAAUGCGAAGCCAGACAAGCGGAGAGCGGGAAAAUUACACACAGCAUGCUACAAAUUUGUCGUUAACAUAUAAUUUUCUUACGCCGCUUACACAGAUGAUAGUGGAGAAGCCACAAGUUCUGGCUGAUGGGAAUUUAGCAGAAGCUCCACCUAAAAGCACUGAGGCUCCACCCUCUACUGAGUCACCCAAUCAGCUUUCAGAAGAUGACAACAGUCUACCGCCUCAGAGCCUGCAUAGAAACGAGCCACCAAAGCCGAUCUCUGCACCCGCCAAAGCAACAAGUGGCGAAAGCAAACUGGCCCAAAAGUCUGUUACCUUAUCCAAAACAUCCGCUGAUGGAGACCCUCAUUUUGUGGUGGAGAUUCCUCAGAGUAAACUGACUGUGUGCUUCAACAUUAAUGGAGAACCAGGACAAAUCCUGCGACUGGUGACGGACCACAAACACUCAGGUGUGACUGUGAACGGUGCUCUGAUUGGUGCUCCAGCUCCAGCUGGCAGUCAUAAACAACAGAGGACAUAUUUCAGCAUCAUCACUAUUGUAGCCGAUAAACCAAAACGUUCAUACAUUGAGGUGACACCACAAAAAGUGAUCCUGGAUGGCCGAGACCGGAUGAUUCUCCCCACCAGCUCCAGCAUUUCAGUUGAAACCGCAAACCUGGCUGUGGUUCUUAUUGCUAACACAAACCUAACAGUAACCAUCCAAGGGAACAUCCAGUUUGUCGUCUUAUUCCACCAUUACAAAAAUCCAGCAGCCUUUCAGCGAGAUCAUCUGGGUUUUUACAUUGCUAAGAGCAAAGGACUGAGCAAGGAUACACACGGUUUGCUUGGCCAGUUCCUGUAUGAAGACAUCGGUUUAACGCAGUUUCCUGGAAACAGCACACAGGAAACACUUGGUAAAAACAUCACACUACCCAGUUUCCACUUCCUGAAGGUGAAAGAUCGAAGCGUCGCCGUCAUGAAGAAGAGCAGGAGAAUCUACUCUGGAAAGCAGACGGUGGAUUGUUGGUUCGCCAAAAACAAUGCAGCUAAACUGAUCGAUGGACAACAUGAUGAUUACAUUGUUUCACAUCUGUUUGACACAGGAGCUUGGGCUAAUGAAACAAACACACACACAUACACAAACUGAUACUGGACUGAUGGGUUUUGACCCUAAUGUAUUCACACAAACACUUUAAAAUCAUCACAAAGACCCAUAAAUCAUAUUUUAAGAAGGUGAUUUUAUUUAGCAAUAUGUUUUUGUAGUCAUCUACAGAUAUACUGCAUAUUUUUGUUAAUAUAAUAAGACUGUUUUUCUACUAAUAAAUUAAAUGUUAACAAUA
Messenger RNA from Danio aesculapii, 3219 nucleotides. RefSeq names its product inter-alpha-trypsin inhibitor heavy chain 5 (gene itih5). Bases 93 to 3026 code for a protein of 977 amino acids. Gene Ontology annotation, molecular function: serine-type endopeptidase inhibitor activity. Gene Ontology annotation, biological process: hyaluronan metabolic process. The record is from RefSeq and is a predicted model, not a curated record. The transcript has 14 exons. NCBI's taxonomy places the organism in Eukaryota, Metazoa, Chordata, Actinopteri, Cypriniformes, Danionidae.